Messenger RNA from Penicillium olsonii, 1545 nucleotides. The record is from the annotation of a GenBank genome assembly. Lineage: Eukaryota; Fungi; Ascomycota; Eurotiomycetes; Eurotiales; Aspergillaceae.
AUGAAAUUGGACUCCCCAGCGUUGAGUGGUUAUAUCAUUGCGGCGUCGGAUGCUUGGCACGGAACUCCGAACUUUCCAUUGGUUUUUGGCCUUGGCAACCUCUUGCGCCCGGCAUCUCUUCCGGGCAUUUGUCCCUGCACCCACCGCCCACGACGCUCAGUGCUGGGACCCGCGCAGGGGGCGAACGAGCAUAUGACUAAGCGCGGAACUCCGACGCCUGAUCCACGGAAUUCCGAAAUCUCUACGGCGCAAACCUCCUGGGCUCGUUCCAAUAUGAACGACCAGACCCUACGACAGAGUCCAGCGACACCGGCACCAUCGAGAACUCCGGAGAUCUCAAGCUCUCGCAAAAAGGCCUGUCGAAGGUGCACAAAAUCCAAAGUUCGGUGUGAUCUUGCCAAACCCAACUGCAACAGAUGCAUAGCCCGAGGCAGUAUUUGUGAAUAUCCCAUCAGUCGUGUGGCACGUCAAAAUGUCCACAGAGGGAGCAAUGGGUCUCUGUCCAGCCCUUCAUCACGGUCACAGAAUCUCACCGAAGAUGCUUUGCCAGCCUCAACCCCGGCAGCUCGACCCCAACAUCCGUCAGAAUCCCACAGCUCUUGUCAGGCCGAUAGGCCACUUCAAACGUCUCUCGAUCUUUCUAGAGUGACAGAUAUUGAGCUUGUCCCAAUGAUCGCAGCAGGUGAAAUCCGAGACCGCUGGCUACGCCCGUAUAUCUCAGCCUCCACCGGCCAAGAGCCCAAGGAGCUAAACCUGCAUACGAUACAGUAUCUCACUUGCGUGUUGAAGUCCUAUUUGAGGAAUUUAUGCACUUCGGUGGGCCCGCCAUUUGUUCAUCAGCUUCAAUUCACGCAGUCUCCAUCACCGGUCUUGUCUUAUUGUUGUGCUAAUAUUCGAACCUGGAUUGGAAAAUGUCCCGAGUAUGAGAUAUUUAUUAUGAAAACAAUACACGACGAGAUGAAAAAGAUCGAGACUCAAGAAACAUUCCAAAACGACUACGAGAUCUUGUGCUCAUUCCAAGCCUAUCUUUUGUACUCUAUGGCAUUGCACUUUUAUCCCCUCACAAAUGCAACGGAAGAUGCACUACCACCUGACUGCCAAUUUCAAACAAAGAUGCAAGAGCUAGCAUUCCGAUCAGCUCGGGCAGGUCUCUUAAGCAAGGCCGAAGAAUCGAGCACUAGACCAGGAUGGGAAUCAUGGAUAUCAACCUCCUGCAAGCGCCGAACACUGAUCACCAUGUACAUCUUCACCAAUGUUUAUAACAGCCAGAUGUCACUUCCCAAUUUUGUGGCAGAGGAGUUACGCGGUGUCAUCGCCCCGGAAAGCAAGAUCCUUUGGGAAGCUGGCGACCGCCUUCAGUGGGAGAAAGAAUACAAUGACUAUCUAUCCAAAUGGCCAGAUGGGAAGUUGCAGAUAUCAGAACUAUGGAAAUCGGAAGAGACAGGCACUCCUGCCCGACGUGAGCGGAUCGAGAGGUGGUUACAAUCGGCAGAUGAGUUUGGCAUGAUGGUCUUUGCUACAUGUGCACAUAUCCACGGCUGUUGA